AUGGAGUCUCCCCAAGUGGCCGAGUUGAACAAAGAUAUAGCAGAGCUGAACAAGUUGCUGACCCAGGCAGUGAGAGAAAAUGUGAAAGAAAAAAUAAAACGAUGCAUAGAAAACACAACAAUAGAAAUAGCAAAGCUGAAACUGGAAGAAAGUCAAACCCCAAACAAAAUAACGGACAAAAGUACACCCCUAAAUGACAGCAACGUUUCCUACAGCUCUGUUCAGUCCUUCGCAUGGAAUCAGGAAGGAAAUAAAGUUACCGUUUUUCUGACCGUUAAAGAUAUACAGAAUGUUGACAAGGAAAAAAUCUGCGCAGAAUUUAACGAAAGAAGUUUUGAAAUUAAAAUGCACGACGUGAAUAAAAAAAAUUAUCGUUUCUGUGUAAAAAAAUUACAUGAAAAAAUCGUGCCAGGUAAAUGCUGCUUUAAAGUUAAGAAGGAUGCUCUGCAUGUGUACCUAAUUAAACAGGACCAGAAAUAUUGGGACAAUUUGCACUUCAAGGAGUCACCCAUGUCUAAAAUUCGUGCGCCCAAAAUGGACGAGCAGGCAGAACCCUCCACCAUGCUUAUGAACAUGAUGAAGCAACUGUACCAGGAGGGAGACAGCGACAUGAAAAGAACCAUUGCGAAGGCUUGGUGCGAAGCCAACGAGAAGAAGGGGGACUUUUCCGUCCCCAAUUUUUGA
Plasmodium coatneyi is the source of this 684-nucleotide messenger RNA. RefSeq lists its product as uncharacterized. The coding region runs from base 1 to 684 and encodes 227 amino acids. Gene Ontology annotation, molecular function: S100 protein binding; tubulin binding; ubiquitin protein ligase binding. Gene Ontology annotation, cellular component: nucleus. The record is from RefSeq and is a predicted model, not a curated record. NCBI's taxonomy places the organism in Eukaryota, Apicomplexa, Aconoidasida, Haemosporida, Plasmodiidae. The transcript has a single exon.